UUUUAUACUAAAACAAAUUAAGUCCUCAUCUUAACAAUAUUAUUUGUAAUAUUUAAUUGUGGGAAAAAGAAGAUAAAGUCGCCCCAAUUCAACUUGUAUGCAACUCUAUUAUCUUGUCCUUUUUUACAGAUUUCUUGCAACCGGUGAUCGCUUCCAGUAUAUACAUUUCAACCAUCGAGUUGGCGCUACUACUGCAGGAAAGAUUGUAGCAGAAACAUGUACUGCCAUUUGGUCCGUAAUGUCUCCAAUGUUCCUAAUGACCGAUCCAUCACCAGAAAAGUGGAAGGAAAUAUCAGUGAGGUUUGAAGAGCUAUGGAAUUUUCCAAAUUGUUGCGGUGCUAUUGAUGGCAAGCACGUACGCAUUGAAGCCCCAUGGAAUAGUGGCUCAUUAUUCUUUAAUUACAAAUCAUACCACUCUAUUAUUCUACAAGCUGUUGUUGACGCGGAAGGUAAAUUUGUAGCAGUCGAUGUUGGAGAAGCUGGGAAACACAGUGAUGGAGGUGUAUUUUAUUCUUCAACAUUUGGUCGUUUAUUUAACGAUAAAAAACUGAACUUACCAAAGCCCAAAACUUUAUUUAAGACAAAGACAACUAAUUUUCCCUAUGUCUUUGUUGCGGAUGAAGCCUAUGCCCUCAGCAGACACAUGAUGACCCCCUUCAACAAGAAUUCUUUGACACGAGAACGAAGGAUAUACAACUAUAGACAAUCUAGAGCACGUAGAAUUGUUGAAUGUGCUUUCGGUAUGAUGGCGAAGAAAUUUCGUGUUUUCGAAUUGGCUAUGUUAACUCAUCCAGAUAAGACAAAAAUCAUUGUGUUAGCGUGUUGCGUUCUCCACAAUGUAAUUAGAGUAAAAGAGGGUACUAUGAGUCAGGUGUAUGACGAAAUGAUGAACAUUGAAGUUGAGUGUGACAAUAAACAAGAGACUUCGAGGGCAAGAGCAGCUAAAGCUGCCUACAACAUCAGAGAGAACUUUAAAGAAUACUUCAACACUGAAGGUUCAGUACCAUGGCAAGACAAAAUGGCUUUUGUAUAAACAACAUGAUUUGUUAUGGACUAUAUUAUGUAUAGAAGAUAUGUCAAAUAAAGUAUGGCUAUUUCUGAACGGAUUAAUGUUGCUGUUAUUUUAUUCUUAAUGCCUUACAAUAUACAGUAAGUUUCAUCAACAUCGGUCAAUGUAAAAGUCUUAUACAGUAUCUACAUCGAUCCGCUUAGGUAUAAGGAACAUACAUGCAACAAAAUAUAAAAUUCGGUCAACGCGUUUAGCCAUUAUCGUAGGACAAAGAGACAGACAGACUGACAGAAGUUUCUUGUAGCCAUUUUUGGCCUAUGCAACAAUAGUGCUAAUAUUAGGCCUAGCAUAAAACCUACAGGGAUAGUUAGUGGGGAAAAUUCUUAGCUUAUUUCGUUGUUGAACUAUCUUACUGUGAGGUAACACAGAUGUAAAUUAAAAUACUCGCACAACAGAUAGUACUAAAGACAGGCAUAUAACAGUAUAACAACACUUACC
Molecule: messenger RNA, 1507 nt
Organism: Nilaparvata lugens (brown planthopper)
Lineage: Eukaryota; Metazoa; Arthropoda; Insecta; Hemiptera; Delphacidae
Product: protein ALP1-like
Exons: 1
Coding region: 98-1033 (311 amino acids)
Source: RefSeq, a predicted model, not a curated record